This is a messenger RNA of Pan troglodytes (chimpanzee), 4103 nucleotides long. It is a transcript of the gene OSBPL6, whose product is annotated as oxysterol binding protein like 6. Lineage: Eukaryota; Metazoa; Chordata; Mammalia; Primates; Hominidae. Gene Ontology annotation, cellular component: perinuclear endoplasmic reticulum; cytosol; plasma membrane. Gene Ontology annotation, molecular function: cholesterol binding. The coding region runs from base 702 to 3506 and encodes 934 amino acids. The transcript is spliced from 26 exons. The record is from RefSeq and is a predicted model, not a curated record.
GAGCCCGGAGCACCGCCCCGCCAGCGCGCCCCGCCCGUGGGAGAGGAGGGGCUGCAGCGCAGCGGACCACUGGAGGCGCAGCACGGUCGCCGCCGCCGCUGUCGGUGCUGGAGAUCGCGGCUCGGUGCAGGCGGCGCCCAUGCCUCCUCUCCUCCACUAGCCCGCGCGCCAGUCCGCCUGCCGGGGCCGGCUCUCCGCCUCCUGCCUCCCGUCGCAGCCGCGCAGCCGCCGCAGAGCCCGCGGCGCCACCGCUCGCCCUCUAGUCUCUGAUCUUCACUGGCAUACUGGGUCCCUCGGAAAAGUGGAAGACAUGAAGUAUGGAUGCAUAUAAUACCCGAGGAAGUCUCAAAGGUUCUGCCACUUGCUGGGAAAACAGCAACAGAAGGAUAUUAAGGAGCCACCCCUAUAAUUUACCCAGAUAGCCCCAGCAAGGUCAAAGACAUAUCGUGUCCCAAGGAGAAAAGCUGCAGGCAUCUGAGGAUAAAUCACUGUGAAACAGCUUUGACCAUAAAGCUGACUUGGAAGACUUUGACUCCAAGGUGCAAGGUGGUUUGGACACCCUCAAUAUUGCCUGCUCUUUUCUAGUCAAACCUGAUUCAUGAAAUGGAAUGAAGCUGAAAAAUCAUCUACUUCUUUGUUUGUGGAUUUGAGAGAAGAUUGGGAUGGUCUUAAGUGCAUAAAACGAGACUCUAACUGCAGCGAUGAGUUCAGAUGAGAAGGGCAUUUCCCCUGCUCAUAAAACAUCCACUCCAACCCAUAGAAGUGCCUCCUCUUCAACAUCCUCCCAAAGGGAGAGUAGGCAGAGUAUUCACAUACUGGAGAGGACUGCUUCCUCUAGCACCGAGCCCUCUGUAAGUCGGCAAUUGCUAGAACCGGAGCCAGUCCCCCUCUCCAAGGAAGCUGACAGCUGGGAAAUUAUAGAAGGGCUGAAAAUAGGCCAAACCAAUGUCCAGAAACCAGACAAACAUGAGGGCUUUAUGCUGAAGAAAAGAAAAUGGCCUUUAAAAGGCUGGCACAAGCGUUUUUUUGUCCUGGAUAAUGGAAUGUUAAAGUAUUCAAAGGCACCACUCGAUAUUCAGAAAGGAAAGGUCCAUGGGAGCAUAGAUGUGGGACUCUCAGUCAUGUCAAUUAAAAAGAAAGCUCGAAGAAUAGACCUUGACACCGAAGAGCACAUCUAUCAUUUGAAGGUGAAAUCCCAGGACUGGUUUGAUGCAUGGGUCUGCAAACUGCGACAUCAUCGGUUGUAUCGUCAGAAUGAAAUUGUGAGAUCACCAAGAGAUGCUAGUUUUCACAUAUUUCCUUCAACGUCCACGGCUGAAUCCUCACCAGCUGCUAAUGUUUCUGUAAUGGAUGGAAAGAUGCAACCAAACAGCUUUCCGUGGCAGUCCCCUUUACCAUGCAGCAAUAGCCUCCCUGCAACGUGCACAAGUGGCCAGAGUAAAGUGGCAGCCUGGUUACAGGACUCAGAAGAGAUGGACAGGUGUGCAGAAGAUCUUGCACAUUGCCAGUCAAACCUUGUGGAACUUAGCAAACUCCUGCAAAAUUUGGAAAUACUUCAGAGAACUCAGUCAGCACCUAACUUUACUGACAUGCAGGCUAACUGUGUAGAUAUUUCAAAGAAAGACAAGCGGGUCACAAGACGAUGGAGAACAAAAAGUGUCAGCAAAGAUACAAAAAUACAACUGCAGGUUCCUUUCAGUGCUACCAUGUCACCAGUUCGCUUGCAUUCCUCCAACCCCAACCUUUGUGCGGAUAUUGAAUUUCAGACUCCCCCUAGCCACCUCACUGACCCUCUGGAAAGUUCAACAGAUUAUACAAAGCUGCAAGAAGAAUUUUGUCUAAUCGCACAGAAAGUGCAUUCUCUUUUGAAGUCUGCAUUUAAUAGCAUAGCUAUAGAGAAGGAGAAGCUGAAGCAGAUGGUUUCCGAGCAGGAUCACAGUAAAGGCCACAGCACGCAGAUGGCACGGCUCCGACAGUCACUGUCUCAGGCACUCAACCAGAAUGCUGAACUAAGGAGUCGGUUGAACAGAAUACAUUCAGAGUCUAUUAUUUGUGAUCAGGUUGUCAGUGUAAAUAUUAUUCCUAGCCCUGAUGAGGCUGGUGAGCAAAUCCAUGUCAGUCUCCCCUUAUCACAGCAAGUAGCCAAUGAGAGCCGCCUCUCCAUGUCAGAGUCUGUUUCUGAGUUCUUUGAUGCCCAAGAGGUGCUCCUCUCUGCAAGUUCGUCAGAGAAUGAGGCUUCAGAUGAUGAGUCUUACAUCAGUGAUGUGAGUGAUAAUAUAUCUGAAGACAACACCAGUGUUGCAGACAAUAUUUCUCGGCAAAUCCUGAAUGGAGAGCUUACAGGAGGGGCCUUCCGAAAUGGGCGUCGAGCAUGCCUGCCAGCUCCUUGUCCUGACACCAGUAACAUUAACCUGUGGAAUAUCUUGAGGAACAACAUUGGUAAAGACCUGUCUAAAGUCUCUAUGCCUGUGGAGCUAAACGAGCCGCUCAACACCCUGCAGCACCUCUGUGAGGAAAUGGAAUACAGCGAGCUCCUGGACAAGGCUUCGGAAACUGAUGAUCCAUAUGAGCGCAUGGUUCUCGUUGCUGCAUUUGCAGUUUCAGGAUACUGCUCCACCUAUUUCAGAGCAGGAAGUAAGCCAUUCAACCCAGUCCUUGGGGAGACUUAUGAAUGCAUUAGAGAAGACAAGGGAUUCCGCUUUUUCUCAGAACAGGUUAGCCAUCAUCCACCCAUUUCUGCCUGUCACUGUGAAUCAAAGAAUUUUGUGUUUUGGCAAGAUAUCAGAUGGAAAAACAAGUUCUGGGGGAAGUCGAUGGAAAUCCUGCCUGUUGGAACACUGAAUGUCAUGCUUCCAAAGUAUGGAGAUUACUAUGUGUGGAAUAAAGUCACCACUUGCAUACACAACAUCCUCAGUGGGAGAAGAUGGAUAGAACAUUAUGGAGAAGUAACCAUCAGAAAUACCAAAAGCAGUGUUUGCAUUUGCAAACUCACAUUUGUCAAGGUGAAUUAUUGGAAUUCUAACAUGAAUGAAGUCCAGGGGGUGGUGAUAGAUCAGGAGGGGAAGGCGGUGUACCGGCUGUUUGGAAAGUGGCAUGAAGGACUCUACUGUGGUGUGGCCCCCUCUGCAAAGUGCAUUUGGAGACCAGGUUCCAUGCCAACAAACUAUGAGCUGUACUAUGGCUUCACAAGGUUUGCUAUUGAGCUCAAUGAGUUAGAUCCAGUACUAAAAGAUCUCCUUCCACCAACAGACGCCCGGUUCCGGCCAGAUCAAAGAUUUUUGGAAGAAGGAAAUUUAGAAGCUGCAGCAUCAGAGAAGCAAAGAGUAGAGGAACUCCAGAGAUCUCGGAGACGAUAUAUGGAAGAAAACAAUCUUGAACAUAUACCAAAAUUUUUUAAAAAAGUUAUUGAUGCCAAUCAAAGAGAAGCCUGGGUUUCUAACGACACCUACUGGGAGCUUCGAAAGGACCCUGGGUUUAGCAAAGUAGACAGCCCUGUUCUUUGGUAGACUGGGAAUGUAGAGCUAGCCAACAUAUCACAUUCUGAAUGAAUAAAUAACUAUGCACAAUUAUGUUUCUUAUAGCUAUGUGUGGUUUCUGGGUCGACUGAAAACCUACCAUUUGCUUUUCUAUUCAUCUUUAUAAUGGACUUUCAGAAGUGCAUUAGACAAGGCCCCUAACCACUUUGGGAUCCUUUCUGUUUUGCUGCAACCAUAUUCCUUAAAAAAAAAAAAAAAAAAAAAAUCCACACCGUUCUUGGAAAGCAGAAUAAAAGGAGCAGAAUAUAAAAUCCAAAGUCUGACCAGUUUGUAAAGAAAAACAAAUGGUAACUGGUGCUUAAAGCUGAUCAAGAAAGUUAACAACAACAUAGAAACCACACGAUUGUUCCACUGUCUGGAAGCACCAUCCCCUAUCGCAGGACUCCUGGGCCACAAGCAGUCGGUCAGUGCAGACUUCAAGUGUGUCUGUUUGAUGUGGUGUGAUUGUGCUGGCCUUGUCGAAAAAGAUGUGAUGCUUCUCAGAACCUGUUCCAUCUGUAUGCCAUUGUUCAUGCCUUAAGAAAUGCAAAGAUGUACAAUAAAUCAUUUUUAAAAUGUGUGCUCAUA